Theobroma cacao (cacao) is the source of this 906-nucleotide messenger RNA. The record is from RefSeq and is a predicted model, not a curated record. NCBI's taxonomy places the organism in Eukaryota, Viridiplantae, Streptophyta, Magnoliopsida, Malvales, Malvaceae.
AUGGAGAAAAAUUCACUGGCUCCUGGAUUUCGGUUUCAUCCCACCGACGUUGAGCUUCUUCAAUACUAUCUGAGGAGGAAGGUUUUGGGGAAGAAGUUUUCUUUUGAAGCUAUUGCCGAGGUUGACAUAUACAAGUAUGCUCCUUGGGAUCUGCCGCACAAGUCUCUUUUAAGGAUUGGGGAUCUCAAGUGGUACUUUUUCUGUCCAAUGAAGAAGAAAUAUGGAAAAGGGAGUAGGUUCAAUCGUGCCACUGCCUAUGGGUAUUGGAAGACCACUGGGAAAGACAGACCUGUUCGUUACAAUGACAAAGUUGUGGGGAGUAUUAGAACUUUGGUCUUCCACAGAGGGAAAGCCCCACGAGGAGACCGAACAGAUUGGGUUCUGCACGAAUACAGACUGGAAGAUGAACAUCUACUUGACGAGGGAGUUGUACAGGAUGAUUACGUUCUUUGUGUUAUCUUCUGUAAGGAUGGUCCAGGCCAUAGAAACGGUGCCCAAUAUGGAGCACCAUUUAGAGAGGAGGACUGGACCGAUGAUGAGGAAGUUAUUAAGGAGGUCUUUAAUUCCACGGACUUGCCUACACCAACCUUCACUACUGCUAGCCCCUGUUUUCCUCAGAGCCAAUGCCUUGGAUCACCAGCUGAAUCAAGUCAUUUUGCAGCUUCUCCUUCAGUGGUUCUUGAUGCAGACAAGUCUCUCACAUCCAUGGAGGCUUCUCAAGUUUUAGUUGAUGAUAGUAUUUCGGCAAUGCUGUCUGCUGGCCAAAGUGAAGAUUAUUCUCCAGUGGCUAUUGCCAAUGAUGAUCUUGAGUUCUUGGAGUCUCCUGACAUUGCUGUUGAUGAUGAAAUUAUGUCAUUGUUGGCCACAUUUAGGGAAGAUGAUACUUUAAACAGUUUGAUGUUGUGA